Molecule: messenger RNA, 408 nt
Organism: Lactuca virosa
Lineage: Eukaryota; Viridiplantae; Streptophyta; Magnoliopsida; Asterales; Asteraceae
Source: the annotation of a GenBank genome assembly
AUGGAAGACAUCCAUGAUUUUGAUACCAUAGAUUUGGAUCUUGAUGCAUACUUCAAAAGGAAACAAGUUUCCCAAUGCAAAGACGAAUUUCUACAUAUUCUCUAUGAAGAAGACGAUGAUGACGCAAAUGAUGAUGCUCAAACUGAAAUCAAUAUAGAACAAUCAAACAAAGAUUAUAUGGAAGGUAGUCAUGAAGAAGAUACUGAUGAAGAUUUCGAGUAUUCCACUCGCAACCCAAAGGUAAAAUGGAACAUAAUCAAACCAACUCUUGGUGAAAGGUAUGAAUCCCCACAUGAACUGAAUUUGUGUUUAACCAACUAUAUUGUUAGUAAGGGUUUUCAAAUUCGUUUAAAAAAAUGUGAUAAUGUUAGAAUAGUGGAAAUAUGUGGAGGUGAUCCAGAGAAGUGA